Arabidopsis lyrata subsp. lyrata is the source of this 1544-nucleotide messenger RNA. Its product is annotated as nuclear transcription factor Y subunit A-2. Gene Ontology annotation, biological process: regulation of transcription by RNA polymerase II. NCBI's taxonomy places the organism in Eukaryota, Viridiplantae, Streptophyta, Magnoliopsida, Brassicales, Brassicaceae. Bases 231 to 1118 code for a protein of 295 amino acids. The record is from RefSeq and is a predicted model, not a curated record. Gene Ontology annotation, molecular function: DNA-binding transcription factor activity, RNA polymerase II-specific; RNA polymerase II cis-regulatory region sequence-specific DNA binding. The transcript is spliced from 5 exons.
CUCUCUCUUCUCCUUUCUCUUUCUCUCUCUCUACUCAUGUGUGUGAAUGAAUCUCUGUUUCUUGUUUUGGAACCGAUAUGGCUUCCUAACAAUUGGGCUUUUCUCUGCCUCUUCCUAGGAAUCUGAAGCGCUUCUCUACUCUCUACUCUAUCAUCACUCCAUCUGUGUAAGAACAAAUCUUUCUUCUUCUCAGCAAUAUCCACUUUUCACUUUUGUAUCGGAAUUUGGAGAUGGCUAUGCAAACUGUGAGAGAAGGUCUCUUCUCUGCUCCACAGGCUUCUUGGUGGACUGCUUUUGGAUCUCAGCCGUUGGCUCCGGAGAGUCUCGCCGGCGAUUCUGACUCGUUCGCCGGUGUUAAGGUCGGAUCUGUCGGAGAGACAGGACAAGGUGUGGAUAAACAGAGCAACUCUGCAACUCACUUAGCUUUCUCACUUGGUGAUGUAAAGAGUCCAAGACUUGUGCCAAAGCCUCAUGGAGCUACUUUCUCAAUGCAAUCGCCUUGCUUGGAACUUGGAUUUACUCAGCCACCGAUCUACACAAAGUAUCCUUAUGGGGAACAACAGUACUAUGGAGUUGUUUCGGCCUAUGGAUCUCAGAGCAGGGUAAUGCUUCCUCUAACCAUGGAAACGGAAGAUAGUACCAUCUAUGUGAACUCAAAGCAAUACCAUGGAAUCAUAAGGCGACGCCAGUCCCGUGCAAAGGCUGCUGCUGUUCUUGAUCAGAAGAAAUUGAGUAGUAGAUGCCGCAAGCCAUAUAUGCAUCAUUCGCGCCAUCUCCAUGCAUUGCGGCGUCCUAGAGGAUCCGGUGGGAGAUUCUUGAACACUAAAAGUCAGAACUCGGAAAAAAGCGGAACCAAUGCAAAGAAAGCUGACGGAAGUAUGCAGAUCCAGUCUCAGCCUAAGCCUCAGCAAAGUAACUCUCAGAAUUCUGAAGUUGUUCAUCCGGAAAACGGGACCAUGAACUUAUCGAAUGGAUUAAAUGUGUCGGGAUCAGAAGUUACAAGCAUGAACUACUUCCUAAGUUCUCCAGUCCAUUCUCUUGGUGGCAUGGUAAUGCCUAGCAAGUGGAUAGCAGCAGCAGCAGGAAUGGAUAAUGGCUGCAGCAAUUUCAAAACCUGAUCCUUUACCGUUUCACAGUCAAACGGAGAGAGAUAAAGAACUCUUGCCUUGAAGAAGGAAAAUGAGUUUUUUUUUCUUGGUAUAAAGGAUUUUCCUUUUUGCCAAUCCGCUUUAGCUGUGAACAGGCAAAUCAUCUUUGGCUCAUUCUCUAUUAAGGUCACUUCACUGUCAGGUGAAAAAACUUUGAUUAAUCUUCUGUGUGAAAGUAGUUAAAACUGGUGAAGAACAAUGAUGGGUUUGGUCACUAAACCCACUUGCUCCAACUAGUAGUGUGUGUGUGUGUUAAGAAAACUCUGUUAUCUGAUUUUUGUAGCUCUCUCUGUCUCUGUGUGUUUCUCAAACAACUGUAAGAAUUUUAAGUUAUGUGGCUUAUGUAACAUAUUUAAGACGUGUGUUUUUGUAUAGUUGGUCGAAUUUAUGUUAUUA